Messenger RNA from Parasteatoda tepidariorum (common house spider), 2081 nucleotides. RefSeq lists its product as uncharacterized. Lineage: Eukaryota; Metazoa; Arthropoda; Arachnida; Araneae; Theridiidae. Gene Ontology annotation, cellular component: Cul4-RING E3 ubiquitin ligase complex. The record is from RefSeq and is a predicted model, not a curated record. Gene Ontology annotation, molecular function: protein binding.
AAGCGAAUAUAAGAAGCUUUUGUUAUUAAAAACUUGAAAACAAAACGAAAAGAAAAUAUCUGACUUCUAUACAAAUUUCACACAUUAAAUGUUUAAUUUGUUGUUUUUUCUUGGGAGGAAAAAAAAGCUGCUUUUAUGAAUCCUUGGCAUUUAUAAUCGCAUUAUUAGCUGGAAUAUGCACAGUCGAAAGAACACUUUAAAAUAUUAAUUUUUAAAUAUAAAUUUUUUGCGAAAUUUUUCACGUCUUAUAUACAUUUUACUAUUUUCUAUCAAAGAUAAAAUAUUGCUGCAGCGCUUGGAAAUAUUUUUUUAAAACUGAAAGAUCGAAUUUUUAUGGUGUUCUGUUUGCUUAAUAUUUAAAAAGAAAAUUGAAUUGUCGAAAUUUUCAAAGUGUUUAGAUGAAUGCUAUGAUAUAGAUAAACAGAAUGAUAUAGAUAAGCAGUUCACACAUUAAUUAAUAAAAAUGACAUCUAUUACUCAAAGUCUAAAUGAAAAUGAUGCAACAAAUGACAUUGAGACCUAUUACAGGCCAUUUAAUGUUUUAGAAUCUAUUUCCAAUCGCCAAUUGGGAAUUUCUACUCCUUCAUUUAAAUAUAAAAUGCGAGACAUGAAAGUAAAGCAACUUUCCCGUUCCUCAAAUACAUUUGAAGUCGCUAAUUGCUCGAAUAUGAUGUGCAAGUUUAUUGGCGCUUCCACGUAUGCUCCAGACAGUUUGAUCGGUGUCUGGAAACAGAACGAUUCCGAAAAUUUCCAUUCCGUUGUCCACCUCAAGAUACAGUAUAGUCCCACCUCAGGAAAUGACAUUAGCAUGCCUGUAUAUAUUCCAGUACAAGAUGGACCUUUUAACAUGAAUCUUGAUGUAAGAGAUUUUUUAUACACUACGGCCAACGACGAAAAUAUUUUGUACGUGAUUGGCAACACUGAGACCUCUGGCAGACUUCAGCUGUUGUCAGAACCCUUAGAAGAAUGGACUCUCGAUGAAACGGAAAUGGAAUUUCCUAAUUUUGUGUACAGUGUUGCAAUUCAUUCAAGAAAUCCUGUUAUCGCUGUUGGGGGUGAGAACACCUGCUAUCUGUACGAUUCUGAAGAAUUUGAUGACGAGGUGGAGGCAUUCGUUUUGCCGGAAAUGCCUGGGAUUGUUCAUGCUCUUACGUUCAACGAGGAUGGAGAUAUUCUGUAUAUCGGCUGUGAUGAUGGGGAAUUGCUCAGUUUUGAUCUACGUUUGGAUGGGAAUGAUCUUUCCUAUAAACCCUUUUGUCCUUGCGGCAUUGAAGGAGUUAUAGAUAUGAAAUUGUUGUCGAAUGAAAGGCAACUUGCAUUUGCUGAUGUUGAUGGUGAUAUGGGAUUAUUAGAUCUUCGAAAGAGGCGUGCCAUUUUUCAUUACCCAGAGCACAAAAACAGUCUGUACUCCAGAAAGUUUACGAUUAAUGAUGAAUUAGAUCUUAUGUGUGCAACUGGAGAUGAUAACAUCACGAGAUUGUGGUCCCUGAGUAGUGGCAAAUUGUUGAAGAGAAUCGUACCACCAAAUAAGGAAGAAAUAACUCACUCUUGUCUGAUCUCCUACCACAGACAGUGGUUUGUUGUUGAAGUACAAAAUAAUGUGAUUACACCCAUUCUUAUAAGUUGAUGAAGUAAUUUUUAAACAAUUGAAUUAAUAUAAAUUUUUUUUCCAAAUAAGAAGUGGUUACAAUGAGAUACCUUUAUUAUUUUUAGUUUGGCUAACUAGAUAAUUUAAUCCUGGAUGAUUUAACUGUAAUUUUCUGACUAACAGGGUAUAAAUGCACCUGGAAAGUUGUGAAAAAUCAUGGAUUUUGGUAUUGAACAAAAUUUGUCACGAAAUGUCAUGAUUUUACCUGUUUAAAAAAAAUCGGGGAAAGUCAUGGGUUUAGGUCGCUGUAAAAUCUUUUUAAAUAGAAUUAACCCCCCUUCCAAUUUCACAGUGUUUCAAUGUUCCAAAUAUCUAAAUUUGUAGCGAAAUCCCCACUUAUAGUCAUAUUCUAUUAAAGUAUAAAAUAUUUUUAUCCUGUUUUAUAAAAACUAUUGUGUUCUUUCAAAAAAAUGAAAGAAAGAACAUUAUUUCU